GACAUUUUCCCCACGUUCGCCUGUCCCGCCCAUUUUCCGAGACUGACGAACAUUGCUGAGGCAGAGGAAGCGGUUCCAUGUCUGCAGCUGAGGAUGCAGCAUCUUUGCCCGGCGAGGGCUCAGACACUGGUGAUACCGAGAGCAGUCAGAUGGUCGGCGUGGGAGAUCCGGAAACGGACCUGCGGCAACCAGAAGCAGAGAAGACCAGUGGCGACAAUGAGGGUCAACAUAAUGAGGAGUGCAAGGCUGAGGAGGAGGAGGUGGCAGCACUGUCCUUGGAAGAAACAGAAAAAGUAGAAGAAAUAACAUCUGUGAGAUCUCUGCCUAACUCAGAGGAAGGUUCCCCUGAUGGAUCUAUACAAAGUUCUGACAUGGUUCUGAAACAGGAUGUCAAGAAGUCCACAUUAGAGCAGGAGCUGGAAAUUAUUCUAUCUCAUUGCUCUCUGGAGUCCAAAACUGAUGAUGUCCUGAUGAUCCAGUCAGAAGACAGUGGUAAAUUCGAUAUUGUGAAAGUGGAAAAAAUCCAGAGUAACACAGAGAAAGGGGAAAAAGCACCUCCACCUCCUCUGGCCCCACCAUCCACCUGGACAAGCGCUAACCUGCGUGAAUUUAAGAAUCGCAUGGCAAAGGAGAAGCAUGGUGUUCUGACUGUACGAAGAGGAGAGGUGCUAACAGUCAGAGUUCCCACACACCCUGAUGGAAAACGUCUUUGCUGGGAAUUUGCUACUGAUGAUUAUGAUAUUGGCUUUGGCAUUUAUUUUGAUUGGACCACAGUCACCAGCACUGCUGUCACUCUACAGAUAAGUGAGUCAAGUGACGAAGAGGAUGAGGAAGAAAUUGAGAGUCCCUGGCAUGGACGGGAAGGGGACGUGGAGCGAGGUUCCAUGUACAGGCUACGUAGUCGGUAUGGGGAAAUUGUGCAAGUUUACCGCAGAGACAGUCACAGAGAGGUGCAGGCAGGUAGCCACGAGUACCCUGGAGAAGGGAUUUACAUGCUCAAAUUGGACAAUUCCUAUUCCCUUCUGCGCAACAAGACUCUAUACCUUCAUGUAUACUACAGCAGCUGAGACAUCCAGUGCUGGGGGUGUGAGGUAUUUUUUGUUUUUAACACAAAGCAUAAGUGAGAUAGUUGGCAUUUGUGUUUAUUUAAACAACCAACUUUUCACACCAGCAGAAGUACAUUGUUCCACUUUGUGUGAAUGUAUCUUCCCAUUUUCCUUUUUCUUUUUUUUUCUUUGCAGGUCAAUUCCAUGCAUAUGGGUGUAUGUGACAACCUGUUCCCUGUGAUCAUUUUGAUUCUUUUAUGCUUAUGCUUCUUGCAUGAUAGGGCUGGAAGGGUGCAUCUUGAGCAGGCUGCCAAUCUUCUGGUCUUCAGUCAUGUAGGAAAUGGUCUAUUUCUUUAUAAAAACAAAACAUUUUUACAUGUGUCAAUGCCUGUGUUUUUUUGUUGUACUGAUCACAUAUUUUAUUUUCCAAAAAUUCUUAGAGCAGCAAGUGUGAUAUGUAAUAACU
This is a messenger RNA of Xenopus tropicalis (tropical clawed frog), 1512 nucleotides long. The record is from RefSeq and is a predicted model, not a curated record. NCBI's taxonomy places the organism in Eukaryota, Metazoa, Chordata, Amphibia, Anura, Pipidae.